Molecule: messenger RNA, 414 nt
Organism: Epinephelus fuscoguttatus (brown-marbled grouper)
Lineage: Eukaryota; Metazoa; Chordata; Actinopteri; Perciformes; Serranidae
Product: histone H2A-like
Exons: 1
Coding region: 1-387 (128 amino acids)
Cellular component (GO): nucleosome
Molecular function (GO): DNA binding; protein heterodimerization activity; structural constituent of chromatin
Source: RefSeq, a predicted model, not a curated record
AUGAGUGGUCGCGGAAAAACCGGUGGCAAAGUCAGAGCCAAGGCAAAGACCCGCUCCUCCCGUGCUGGGCUCCAGUUCCCAGUCGGCCGUGUCCACAGGCUGCUGCGCAAAGGAAACUACGCGGAGCGUGUCGGUGCCGGCGCCCCCGUCUACCUGGCGGCUGUGCUGGAGUACCUGACCGCUGAGAUCCUGGAGUUGGCUGGAAACGCUGCCCGCGACAACAAGAAGACCCGUAUCAUCCCCCGUCACCUGCAGCUGGCUGUCCGCAACGACGAGGAGCUCAACAAGCUGCUGGGCGGAGUGACCAUCGCUCAGGGCGGCGUGCUGCCCAACAUCCAGGCUGUUCUGCUGCCCAAGAAGACCGAGAAGGCCGCCAAGUCCAAGUAAACCUGGACACUCUUCAGCUGCUGGAAA